Penicillium atrosanguineum is the source of this 1806-nucleotide messenger RNA. RefSeq names its product cystathionine gamma-synthase. The coding region runs from base 1 to 1806 and encodes 601 amino acids. The transcript has 5 exons. The record is from RefSeq and is a predicted model, not a curated record. Gene Ontology annotation, molecular function: cystathionine gamma-synthase activity; pyridoxal phosphate binding. Gene Ontology annotation, biological process: transsulfuration. NCBI's taxonomy places the organism in Eukaryota, Fungi, Ascomycota, Eurotiomycetes, Eurotiales, Aspergillaceae.
AUGUUACAAGUACUCGGAGGCACCGUGCCCCCAAAUACUGACCAUGCGGUUAGUGUUUCGCUUCCUACAUGGAGAGCCAACAUCGGGUACGAGGAGGGAGAAGACUGGGUUAUAAGCAAGAUGCAAUGCGGCUACCCCCGCUUCUUCGUGCAUCCUAGCAUUCAAAAGCUUGUGCGGGAGAUUAUUUCCCGGGUUGGAGACUCGGAGAAGGAGACGGCAACGCUAUUCCCAUCGGUCAAGACUGCACGCACCUGUCACUCGUUCAUCGUGUCCAAGAUCCCCGUCGAGCAGUCGCGCCAAGUUCGCAUCGUGAACUUCAAUCCGCCCCAGCAUACCGAAGCCGGACCAACUGCGAUAACAUCCACUUUGUCGUCCGUGAUUUAUCCCAAAGAAUUUGCACCUAUUGCCAAGCAGGUGUGGCAACAUUCUGGCAACGGCAUCUCAAGUCGGCGGGGGGAGUUUUGUCUUCGUGCCUUGCAGGAUGGGUUCUUGGUAGAGGAUAAGAGCUCUGCGACUUCGGAGUCAAUUCAGAGACCCUGCAAAGGCCCUAGAAGAUACCAAGGAAGAGGUUCUGUGAGUGGAAUCUCGCGAACUCCUUCUACACCCAUGCCUUCGGCCGAAACACCGUCGGCAACGAACAAUGGCGUUGAGGAUGGCCGAGACUAUUCACAAUUCAUUGAGGAGCGAUUCGGCCGAAAUCUUAGCACCCUGCACGCAAAUCAGGCCAAAAAUGGCGUGCGGAGGCGGAUUGCUGGUGUUCUGACCGCUGAUGUCGACCUGCCCGAAGCCCUUGAAACGGCCUCAUCGGAGGGCCGAGUUGCUGGAAUCUCCGAGGAUGAUGUCUAUCUGUAUCCUUCCGGCAUGAGUGCGAUUUUCAAUGUGCACCAGAUUUUGAUGAAUGCACGGGGCCUCAUGAAGAGCAUCUGCUUUGGAUUCCCUUAUACCGACACGCUGAAAAUUCUACAAAAAUGGGGUCCUGGUUGUAUUUUCUAUGGUCACGGAUCAUCUGAGGAUCUAGAUGAUCUAGAAUCUCGGCUGAAGAAUGGCGAACGGUUCCUCGGUCUUUUCACCGAAGCUCCUGGCAACCCUCUUCUCAGGACUCCAGAUCUUGUGCGCAUCCGAGCACUGGCUGACCAAUAUGAUUUUGCCGUGGUGGUAGAUGAGACCAUUAGCAAUUUCCUCAAUAUCAAUGUACUCCGCUAUGCCGACAUUGUCGCCAGCAGCUUGACAAAAGUUUUCAGUGGAGACAGCAACGUGAUGGGUGGAAGUGCAGUGCUCAAUCCGCAUGGGCAGUACUAUCAGCAUUUGAAAGAGAUUUACUCUUCGGAAUUCGAAGACAUCUAUUGGGCAGAAGAUGCCGUCUUCCUAGAACGAAAUAGUCGUGACUUCGUGUCACGAAUUGAGAAGAUCAACUCCACGUCAGAGGAAAUUACGGCGAUGCUGAAGGCUUCUGCAUUGAUCAAGGAUGUUCAUUACCCAAAGUACAGCCCCACACGCCCAUUGUACGAUAGUCUUCGCACCCCCAACGGCGGUUAUGGUGGCCUGUUUUCUGUCACCUUCCACUCGACCGAUGAAGCCAUCGCAUUCUAUGAUACCCUUGAGGUUUUGAAAGGACCCAGUCUCGGUACUAAUUUCACACUGAGUUCUCCCUAUGUCCUUUUAGCCCACUACGGUGAACUCGAUUGGGCGAGAUCAUUCAAUGUUGAUCCAGAUCUCGUCCGAAUUAGCGCUGGACUGGAAGACGUAUCAGAUUUGCGUGCCAGAUUUCAACGCGCCCUGGACGCAGUGGAAAAGGCGAGGAAGUAA